Messenger RNA from Tribolium madens (black flour beetle), 1760 nucleotides. RefSeq names its product fatty acid hydroxylase domain-containing protein 2. Lineage: Eukaryota; Metazoa; Arthropoda; Insecta; Coleoptera; Tenebrionidae. The coding region runs from base 167 to 1303 and encodes 378 amino acids. The transcript is spliced from 6 exons. Gene Ontology annotation, molecular function: C-4 methylsterol oxidase activity; iron ion binding. The record is from RefSeq and is a predicted model, not a curated record. Gene Ontology annotation, biological process: sterol biosynthetic process.
AGUCGUUGAGUGAGCGCUCAGCACAACAAAACAAGAGUGGAACUUUCUCAUAUCGGUGUUUCUCGAUUUCCUUAUCUUGACAAUGUUUUGUAUAUAAAUUGUUAUUCAAAGAGUGCUAUCUUUUAAUAAUUAGUGAAACAGUAAAGUGAUCACAUUUUGCGUGAAAAUGUACGGCAAAAGCGCACAGAAACGGCACAGAAAAAGGAAAACAUGGAGAAUUAAACACUGGAAGAUGUUGGGUGAUUAUGAAGAUGAUUCGUCAUCUUCGGGUGGUGAACUCACCCCGACUCGCAAGUCCGGCUCUGGAGCAGCGACCCAAAAUAGCGCCCAGCAAAACCCUUCGAUUCUUUCAUCGUUACGAAGCGUCUUGAUUGUCAUAAGUUCGGCUCUAAUUUGUUUUGCAGCGGCGAGAAAUUCAAUCACUUGGCACUGUCAGAGAUUCUGGGGGGCUUCGGGCGACUUUUGGCAGGCCCAAUGGGAUAAAUUUUUGGAUACGGUGGGCGAGGAUCCUUUCAGCUUGUGGGUUUAUGGAACAACAGUCCUGACUUUUGGGGUAUAUUGGCUGUUUGGGGGGAUAUACACCAUUUUAGAUGUGACCAACAAACCGGCAGCUCUUCGACGGUAUAAAAUCCAGCCGGGGACGAACGAACCCGUCGAUAAUAAAAAACUCCUCCAUGUCAUUUGGUGCGUGAUUUUCAACCAAAUCAUAGUCGGCUUGCCCUCCACGAUCCUCAUGUAUUGGAUCAUGUCUUGGCGGGGGUUCCCCCCAUUACGCGAGCUUCCUACCUUCCAUUGGGUAUUGUACGAAUUGGCAGUGCAUAUUCUAGUCGAAGAAGCCGCCUUUUAUUACUCCCAUAGACUCCUACACCACCGUUACCUCUACAAAAUCAUCCACAAACAACACCACGAAUGGACAGCCCCAAUUGCGGUAACGGCUAUUUACAGUCACCCAAUUGAACAUCUCUUUUCCAAUUUGAUUCCUCCAUUUUUGGGGGUAUUUAUAAUGGGGUCUCACGUGGCCACGGCUUGGUUGUGGUUCACUUUAGCGCUCUUAUCAACGUUGAAUGCCCACUCUGGGUAUCAUCUCCCGUUUUUCCCAUCACCGGAAGCCCAUGAUUUUCAUCACAUGAAAUUUAAUAAUUGUUUCGGGGUGUUGGGUGUGUUGGAUCGGCUUCAUGGCACUGAUACCAACUUCCGGUCAUCGAGGGCCUACGUCCGCCAUAUUAUGAUGUUAAGCUUCAUCCCUCCAAGGGAGGCCUACCCUGAACCCAACCCCUGCAAACACAAGCUGGGGAAGCAGUAAUAGGAGUUCGGGAACCAUAUUUUAACUCAUGCACAUAUAAUGUAAUAAUAUUAAAGUGAAUAUUGUUAGAUGUAGUUGCGUCACUUCCUGAAUAUGACCAGGAUUUAUAAAAAAAUAUUGUAAUUGUUAUAUCUCUCUAAGGGGUGAUUUUUUUGUAUAUUUGACGGUUGUAAGAACGGAAAUGUUCCAUGAAACACAAAGAAACUUGUUUUUACGUAAUAUAACAUUUAUAUUACGUUGCAGUUGCAUAAAUUUUAUAUUUGUUAGUGUUUAUUGGAGCAACAGCAAUGGUUUUUGGGAACAAAUCUCAAGAAAUUAUUUUUUCCCAAGGAAAUGGCGAAACGUAAUUAGCGGAUUUAAGACGUAAGAAGGAAUGCAAGAAUUUUAAGGGCUGUAUUUUUACUAUAUUUGUAUUAUACUAUUGGUUGAAUAUAGCAAUAAAUAUUCUGACUGUGAA